Microthlaspi erraticum is the source of this 468-nucleotide messenger RNA. Lineage: Eukaryota; Viridiplantae; Streptophyta; Magnoliopsida; Brassicales; Brassicaceae. The record is from the annotation of a GenBank genome assembly.
AUGAUCCAAGACUGUGACGAUCCUAUGGACGUGCACGAUCCGCUGAAAACACGACAUCUGGUGAUGAAGACAAACAUGCACACAAACGAGUUCAUGGGAAUUGCGAUCUUUCUCAAUAGCUGUCCGGAGCUGGAAUCCCUGAUGUUCGAUAUGGAUUCGAAUGAGCGUAUCCUGAGGGUUUCGCCGCCAAUGGAUGCGGAAGUGUAUUGGCUCAGUAACCAAACGUACGAGUGUCUGGAAAAGACACUUAAGGUGGUGAAAGUGAAGAACUUUCGUGGCGAGUCCAACGUGUUACAUGUGCUGCAGUACCUGAUUCGAACCGGACGUGUGAUUGAGCGGCUUGAGAUUUACGGGGCAGAGGGAUUGAACCAGGGGCAAAAGAGCUUGGUGCUGGCUGCAUUCGAGGAGGUUAAGCGGAUUGUCAAGAAAAGCUCGAGGCCAUUCCGGAUUACUCUACAGAGUGGCUGA